Messenger RNA from Miscanthus lutarioriparius, 372 nucleotides. Lineage: Eukaryota; Viridiplantae; Streptophyta; Magnoliopsida; Poales; Poaceae. The record is from the annotation of a GenBank genome assembly.
AUGGCUGAUACUUUAUGGUAUUCUGAUUCAGGAACUAAUUGGCAGCCAAAGGGUGUAGAGAUAAGCCAUACUUUGAUCAUUCAGUCCCUUGCAAAAAUUGCCAUGAAAAUGACUACGGGCACCUCUGUGCCAUAUCGGAGGGAUCUCCUCAUGCAUGGCUAUCCUGGUGGCCGGAGGUUGCCAUGUCCUGCUACUGAAUUUGACGCCAAAUCAGCCUUUGACGCCAUCAAGGAUCAAGGAGUGACUUCUUUCAUCACUGUCCCUGUGAUCAUGGCUGGCCUACUGUCCUAUGAUAGAGCAGGAGGGAGAUCGGUGCUGGCAGGAGACCACAUCGUGAAGAGGCCAUGUGGGCAGUGGGCAGAGGCAUUGUGA